AUGGAAUAUGUAGAAGAAGAAUUAGAAGAAAAUCGUAUAGAUCAAGAAAUUAAAAAUUUAAAUGAAAAUGAAUAUUCAGAUAAUAAUGAUGAAGAAUAUCUCAAUAUAAACUCAAGAAAAUCAGAAUCAAUUAAACUGAAACUGUUAUAUCCUUAUACAAUAUUUGAAAAAAAUGAAAAAAUUUUAUUAAUUAUUAUAUUAAGUUCAAUUGGAUUUUGGAGUACUUGUAGUUCACCAAUAUAUUUUCCUGCUUUACCAACAUUAACAAAAUAUUUUAAUACUACAGAAUCAAUAAUGAAUAUAUCUGUUGUUUGUUAUUUAUUAUUUCAAGGAAUAGUUCCAACAAUUUCAUCAAAUUUAGCAGAUACUUUUGGUAGAAGACCAGUUAUAUUAGCAAGUUUAUUAAUUUAUAUUGCUUCAUGUAUUGCAUUAUCUCAAACUAAUGUAUAUUGGUUAUUAGCUGUAUUAAGAUGUAUUCAAGCUGCAGGAAUUGCUCCUGUUAUAGCUAUAAGUUCUGGAGUAAGUGGUGAUGUUUGUACACCUGCAAAUAGAGGUUCAAUGGUUGGAGCGACAGGUGGUUUACAAUUAAUGGGAAAUGGGCUUGGUGGAUUAUUUGGAGCUGCUUUAAUAUCUGGUUUUCAUACUUGGAGAUCAAUAUUUGUAUUUCUAGCAAUUGGAGGAGGUGUAACUUUUAUUGGAGCUUUUUUCUUUUUAGCUGAAACAUCAAGACAAAUUGUUGGUAACGGAACAGUAAUGCCUAAAAAUAUUAUGAAUAGAGCUGUCUUGAUAUAUAUGCCAUUUUUUAAAAAGAAAAUGAGUAAUGAUAUUGCAACAAUUGAACCCAAAAAAAAAUUUGAUAUUUUAGGACCAUUUAAAAUAUUCAUUAAGAAGGAGGUAUUCCUCGUUCUUGUCCCUAGCGGGCUCCAUUUUGCCGCUUGGCUGGCUGUUUUAACGUCAUUAUCUACAGAAUUGGAAAGUUCAAAGUAUAAUUAUGGAGUUAUGCAUGUUGGUCUUAUUUACUUACCACAAGGGAUUGCAACCCUCGUUGCAUCAAUGGGUGUUGGUAAACUAAUGAAUAUAUAUUAUGCUUAUAGAAAAAGAUUAUUUGAUGAAAAGAUGAAGAAUGUUCCGAAAGAUCAACGACCCGCAUUCAACAUUGUUGCAACUAGACUCACUUUAACUAUUGUUCCAGCUGCAUUAAUGAUUAUUGGAUUAAUUAUAUUUGGAUGGUGCAUUCAAUAUGAACGACAUAUAAUUUCAAUUAUAAUAUCAACUAUUUUAAUAUCUUUUUCAUCAUCAGUUUUUAUUGCAAUUUGUACAACCAUGUUAGUUGAUUUAUAUCCAAAUCAAGGAAGUGCAUCAACAAGUUGUUUAAAUUUAAUGAGAUGUUGGUUAGCUGCUUUAUUUGUUGGUGUUUUAGAUAAAAUGAUUAAAAGUUUAAAUCUUGGUGGUACUUAUACUUUAAUGGCUGGAUUAUGUUUAUUAUUUGAUCUUUGUUUAAUUUAUGUUCUUUAUUGUACUAAUAAAGAAUUAAGAGAUUUUUCAUCAAAUCAAAGUACAAGAGUAAGUAGUACUACUUCAUCAGUUAUAGAAUAG
Lodderomyces pseudojiufengensis is the source of this 1596-nucleotide messenger RNA. Its product is annotated as QDR1. Gene Ontology annotation, molecular function: transmembrane transporter activity. The coding region runs from base 1 to 1596 and encodes 531 amino acids. NCBI's taxonomy places the organism in Eukaryota, Fungi, Ascomycota, Pichiomycetes, Serinales, Debaryomycetaceae. The record is from RefSeq and is a predicted model, not a curated record. Gene Ontology annotation, biological process: transmembrane transport. The transcript has a single exon.